AUGAGCAGCAUCAUAUUAUCGACACUCGAUGCACUAGCAAGGCGCAUGUCCACAAUCUUUCUACCGUACUUAUCUUCGAGGUCUCACAAUGUAGGAGGAAGAUUGUUUUCUUCUCCAACAAAAAAUACUCACUACAACAUAGACUAUCACCCUCGGAUAAAAGAAAUUCGACGUCGAGCCGCGAUUGCUCAGCAAGGUCACUAG
Molecule: messenger RNA, 204 nt
Organism: Plasmopara halstedii
Lineage: Eukaryota; Oomycota; Peronosporomycetes; Peronosporales; Peronosporaceae
Exons: 3
Coding region: 1-204 (67 amino acids)
Source: RefSeq, a predicted model, not a curated record